AUGUCUCUGGUACCAUGGGGGAAGCUCCAGAUCGGCACCCUCGCUGCAGUCAUUCAAGACCUUGGGCUCAAGCCCUAUACCACCAGAACUGCCCGCAAGCACGAGCUCGUCAGGCUACUGCAAUCCAUUGAGCUAGAAGGAUUGUCGCCCGUCCUGCUACGCCUCCAAGAGGAGCGCAGUUCCUCCCAGACCUCUGACCACGAGCGGGAGGAGAGCCCCGAGCUCGAGUACCUCGGGGCCCCUCCGUCUGGCUCCUCCGCCCCCGCCCCCGUACGUCCCGUCGUAGAGAUUCCCGUCCACUCCUCCCCCCGCUCUCCUCUACAACACCGCGCGGGCCCAUCGCGCGCACGCACAAGGGCCCGCACAGAACCCAGUCCCUCCCCCUCCCCCUCCCCUAUCCCAGGUCCAUCCGGUAUCGGCCCCCUGAAGUCGCGGAAGAGACAGCGGGGCGCGCACGUCGAACCCCGUGCAAAGGGACAGCGCCGGCCGUCCGUGGACCUGAGCAACGUCCCCCCACCGAGCUACGCGAUACUCUACCAGGAGCGCCAGAACAUCAGCCUGCCGCGGCAGGAGCCCUGGCCGCUCCUGAACCCGUACGAGACGUUCGACGGGGUCGUCAUCCCCGCCAGACAGAAGAAACGAGCGCGGGUCGAGGUGGAGCGGAGGCAGGGGGAUUCGGAGGGAACCCCAGAGUUGGAUGACCGGCCGAUGAUCGUUGGGGUCUGGGACGAGGAAGGGAGCGUGAGCGAGGCUGGCGUUGCUAGGGCAGAGAGGAGCACGGGCGACGGGGCGUCGACGACUGCGAGUGUGACGGGGCGCAUGGAAGCCAUCGUGGUGACGAGCGCGAAGGCGUCGAAGGCCGCAAGCUCUCGUCGGAGGCAGGUGGUGCUUAGCGAUGAUGAGAGGGGCGUGGAGAUGUAGGGUGGUGGAAGGAAGGUGAAAUGGUUGUAUCGCUUGUACUGAUGGGUCGUCCAUAUACCGGUAAGUUCUGCGAGAGCUACUGUGUUUGCGCAAAUUUCACACAGUGCACCCUCACUCUGUUCUGCAUCCACGUUGGAAUUACGGAGAUGGAGUGACAACGGGGACAACGACGUCAUGCCAUUAACCCGCAGGGAUCUAGUGCAUAGGAUGCUCUAACACAACGCAACGAUCUACUGCUGGAGCUGGUCCCGCUCAGCCUUCGCCUUCGCAGCCGCCUCAAGCUCUGCAAACGUCCCGCUCUUCAAGAACAUGCUCCCGAAGAUCCCGCCCUCCUUCUGGCCUUACGAGAAGUUUGUGCUCCCGGGCGAGAGCUGCGUGUCAAGCCGUGCCCUCGGUCUCGGUUUCGGUCUCGGUCUCGGUCGGGGAGGCGGAGGCUGCUGCGGAGGCCUCGCGGGAGGCGCGCUGGGACUCUGAGAGAUCGCUGGAUACUUCGCUUCUGAGAUCUCUCGCGAGAGGUGCACGAGGUCGUACAGAUGCAAUUGCUGCCGAAGGUAGAGAGUGUGGCACAUG
This is a messenger RNA of Dichomitus squalens LYAD-421 SS1, 1491 nucleotides long. RefSeq lists its product as uncharacterized. Bases 1 to 921 code for a protein of 306 amino acids. NCBI's taxonomy places the organism in Eukaryota, Fungi, Basidiomycota, Agaricomycetes, Polyporales, Polyporaceae. The transcript has 3 exons. The record is from RefSeq and is a predicted model, not a curated record.